GUUCUCCGUAGUGGCGGUUUAUUGGCUGCAGGCGGACCACAAAACAAAACAGCGACAACAACUUCAGUUAUUGAUUUAUCCUCCAGGCGCCGUCAUGGAGGAGGUGACCCGUCUGGUGUCGACCGGAGACUGUGUGAAGAUCUGGGAUUCAGUGUCUAUGGCGCCGCUGGAGCAGUUUAACCCACACAGCAUCAGCCACCCUGUGACUCAGGCCUGCUGGAGCUCCAACAACCAGUACCUGGUGAGCGCCAGCAGCAGUGGAGACAAACUGGUGGUUUCCAGCCUCAAGUCGACUCCUGUUCCAGUGGUGGAGCUGGGCGAUGGGAAAAAGCAAACCCGCGUGUGUCUGAGCACGUCGUCUCAGUUUCUGGUCAGUGGAGGUCUGGAUCACUGUGUUCACAUCUGGGACCUGAAGACCAAGAGACUGCACCGCUCCCUCAAGGACCAUAAAGAAGAGGUGACCUGUGUGUCCUUCAACGCCAAUGACAGCUACAUUGCCUCCGGUUCCACCAGUGGAGAUCUGGUCCUCCACAGUCUGACCACCAACCUGUCCAGCAAAGCCUUUGGCCACGGCAGCAACCAGCCCAUCCAUGACCUGAGGCUGUCCAUGUUGAAGCGCUCCCUGCUGGGCAGUGUUUCUGACAGCGGCACAGUGGUGCUGUGGGACUCCAACACCCAGAAGGAGAUCCACAUGUUUGACAGUGCCCAUAAAGCCCCAGGGUCCGGUUUGGCCUUCUCCCCUGCCAGUGAGCUGCUGGUGGUCAGUGUUGGCCUGGACAAGAAGAUCGUGUGCUAUGACACGGCCAGCAAGAUUGUCCUGAGGUCAAUCCGGGUCGACAGUCCACUGACCGCAGUAGACUUCACUCUGGAUGGUACUGGUCUGGUGGUGGGAUCCACUCAGGGGAAAAUCUACCAUUACGACCUGAGGAACUCCAGCACCCCCACCAAGAUCACUGUGGCACAUAAAACCUCUGUCACCUGCCUGCGCUUCCAGAGCAACCCCAGCAGACUCAAGUCCACUAAACUGGGCUCCACCAAGAUCACCAGCAUGAAGAGAUCCUCCACCAAGCUGUCAAACAGCCAGCCAGACCCCGCCCCUGCCUCAGGCCCCGCCCCUGUCAGACAGGUGACAAGCACAGCAGGCGGCGCUGCUGCAGAGGUGAUGUCGCGGGAGGCUGAAGGCCAGCCGGGGAUGGAGAAGUUCAGCAGCAUCGGACGAAACAGUCUGGACGUCUUCUCUCCUGCUCGGGAAGACUGUAGGACCCAGGGGACAUCUGGAGACACACCGUUUGGAAGAGCAAAUGUGAUCAAUCUGGAGAUGCUGUCCAGAGAAGGGGAGGGUCAGCAGGUCGUAGGUCGGGCCAGUCUGGACAUCUUCUCCCCAGUCAGAGAAGACUCUCAUUCAGGCACAAACUCACACCGUAAGACUCCCCUGGGAACGCCUCUGGUCACCUCUGCAGGGCGAUGCUACAGCCCGCUGUCCGUCUUCCAGACCCCUCCACCGAUCAAAGAGGAGGAGCCGAUCCCUGCUGCAGCAGCUGAAAUAUGCGACUCCAGAAAGUCCGACAAGGCCAGCAGCUCCAGCCUGGAGGGGGAGGGUCAGGCCACGCCCACAUCAUCCCAGCAGACCAAUCACAGUCAGCCGGCUCCACCCUUCUUCACUCCAGAGCCCAGCCUGAGGAGAGCCAAUGGUAUCCAAGCUCAGCUGAGCUAUGACUCACCUGUCCAGGGAGCUCCUCCCACAUCUACAGCAGGUGCAGCUCUGUCGGCAGCUGUCUCUUCCUCACUCUCCCAGAACAUCGCAGACGUGGUUGGACAGGCAGGAGCUGCUCCGCUCACCUCCCUGCAGAUUCACUUCAUCCAAAACAUGAUUCAUGAAACUCUGGAGGACUUCAGAGACGCCUGUCACAGAGACAUUGUCAACCUGCAGGUCGAGAUGGUUCGACAGUUUUACAUCCAGCUGAAUGAGAUCCAUGGUCUGAUCGAGAAAUACUCAGUGAACGAGUCUCUGGUGGAGGAGGUUGAGAGGCUCAGAGAGGAGAACCGCCGGCUGAAGACCAACUACUGACUCUCCCAUUCAGAGCAUGUUCAACUGUGCUGCCCUCAAUCGAGCCCCUCAUCCUGGACUGUGUCCCUCCUACAGCAAGGUUAUAUUUGUCUUACACAUGGUCAGGGGAUGUGGUUUGAAUCUGUUGAUGGUAGUCUCUUAACCUGAGGCCAGAAAGUCUUCAGUCAGAAUAGAGCUGAAGUGGAGAACACUGCCUUCCUGUUGCCCUCGCUGCUGCCUGCUGACUGAAGAGGACAAACAGAGAGCUGCUUUAUUUUCUCCAUCACUGCCUCCAUCAGACAGACUGUGGUGGCUGAACACCAGCAGUGCCUCUUGGUGCUGACAACAACUGCAGCAUCACAGAUUUGAGUGAAGUUGUUUGUUUUGUAGUUAAAGAACAAAGAUAGUGUCAUAAAAUGUCCAUGAACUCAUUUAAACAUCUUUGAGAAUCGUAUGUUUAAAAACAGAUUUUGAACAGUUUAAUCGUCAGUCUGAGGGACAUUUUGUCACAUUAUCAGCAGCUGUGAACUUAAAGCAGCUGGAUGCUUCAUGUGUGCCUGUAUCAUGUUUAUAUUCAUGAGAAACAUUUUGUCUAAAAAAUAAAGUUAUUCAUAUUGAAAAAUGA
This is a messenger RNA of Acanthopagrus latus (yellowfin seabream), 2672 nucleotides long. It is a transcript of the gene nedd1, whose product is annotated as NEDD1 gamma-tubulin ring complex targeting factor. The record is from RefSeq and is a predicted model, not a curated record. Gene Ontology annotation, biological process: mitotic cell cycle; microtubule nucleation. Bases 95 to 2068 code for a protein of 657 amino acids. Gene Ontology annotation, molecular function: gamma-tubulin binding. Gene Ontology annotation, cellular component: centriole; spindle pole; pericentriolar material. Lineage: Eukaryota; Metazoa; Chordata; Actinopteri; Spariformes; Sparidae. The transcript has 16 exons.